AUGCUGAAUGAAACUACAUCAUCAUCAUCAUCCUUACCACAAUCCCCACCAUACUAUGUACUCUCCUCCGACAACACACCAUCUGACCCCCGAUCCCCCACUCUGGCUCAGCUACAAGCCCGUGCUCUGGCCUCUCAACAGCCAUCACACUUUGAACAUGAACCAGAAGUCACUUCCCCACAUCCUGAACAUCCAAAUCCAACUACAUCUGAACAACCUCAAACACCACCACCUGCACAACAAUCAAAUCCACCUCCUGAACAACCAAUCAAUUCUGAACCUCAACCAACCCACUCACCAUCUGAACCAAAUCCACAACCUAAACAAACAACACAGUCACCCUCUUCCAUUCCCACACCCACAACUUUUGUUGCCUCCAUCACUCCCACACUAAAUCUCAGUGCCCCAAACUCACCCUAUCCAUCCUCCCCAGCCUCUGCCACUGAACCAGAAACAACCUUCCCUACCCUAGAAGAAGCAAUACAAGUUUUUGCAGAUUCUUCAAUAGAGAAGAUCAAAGACGCAGGUAUUAGCCUCCAAGAGCGCUUGGCCAAAGAAACUGAGGAACAAGCUAGAAAGGAAGCUGAAGAGAAAGCACGUCAAGAAGAAGAACAGCGGAUCAGAGAAGCUGGAGAGAAGGCUGCUGUUGUUGCGGCUGCUGCUGAGGCUAAGGCAAAAGCUAAAGCCGAAGCUGAAGAAGCAGCUCGUAUUUCUGCUGAAAGAAGAUGCCAAGGCCAAAGUUGA
Messenger RNA from Lathyrus oleraceus (garden pea), 744 nucleotides. RefSeq names its product eukaryotic translation initiation factor 4 gamma-like. The record is from RefSeq and is a predicted model, not a curated record. Bases 1 to 744 code for a protein of 247 amino acids. NCBI's taxonomy places the organism in Eukaryota, Viridiplantae, Streptophyta, Magnoliopsida, Fabales, Fabaceae. The transcript has 2 exons.